AUGUCAGACUCUGGGAACUCUCUCAAUUCGCAUCUUUCACAGAAAACAUUGUUCUUUGGCCUCAGGGUGUGGGUUGUGAUCGGAGUGGUCGUGGGGGUAUUCAUCGUGGGCAUUCUUUCAGUUCUAGCUAUAUGCGUCAACAUUAGGAGUAGGAGGAAGUCCAAGAAAGCUGCAGACAACAUCCCCGUUUCCCAGAUUCCUGCAGUGUCCAAGGAAAUCAAAGAAGUCAGAGUCGAUCAUGUGUUUGCUGACAGUGAUUUUCCUAUUCGAGAUGGGAUCAAUUCUAUUCACGGCAAGGCCGGCGAGAAGGAUUUGGAGAAUGUGAUGGGUUUUGGCAGAGCUAGGCAUCUGGAGGGGAGCAAUCUCUCUGAUUCUUUCAGCCGGAAGAACAAUGACUGCAACUCCCAGUCUGGAGAUGAAGGAAGCUCUGGCACAGCCAGUGUUUACAAGUUGUCGUCUUCCCACCCCGUGGCCGCUCCUUCGCCUUUGACUGGCCUUCCGGAGCUCUCUUAUCUUGGUUGGGGACACUGGUUUACACUGAGGGAUUUGGAGAUGGCAACGGGCCGGUUCUCAAAGGAUAAUGUCCUGGGAGAGGGUGGGUAUGGGGUUGUGUAUCGUGGAUGCUUGGUCAACGGGAUGCAGGUUGCCGUCAAGAAGCUUCUCAACAACCUGUAAUCUCCCAUGGCCUCACCUGGCCGUCCGUUCUCUGCUUUCAUUCAGUCUCUGGUUCCUAGAGCCUGCGAAUUUAUUUUACAUUUUAAUGCAGUGGCCAAGCUGAGAAGGAAUUCAGGGUAGAAGUGGAGGCUAUUGGUCAUGUCCGGCACAAGAAUCUGGUGCGACUCUUGGGGUACUGCGUGGAAGGUACCCAGAGGUAGUGGCAGAUUGACUCUUUACUACACUCUCUGCUCAAAGUAAUCUUUUAGUUGUUAUUUAAUUAUUGGAGUAUGUCUAUGCUAAAUUAGUUUUAAGCAUUUGAGAUUCUGGGUCAUGAAUUAAAUUGCGAAUUGUGCUGGUUUUUUAAUUUUUUUUCUCAGAUAUAAUGGGUCAUGCCGGUAUUUUUUAUUGAUUUCCGUUGUCCAUAUCACUUGAUCUACUUACUUAGGAUGCUGGUUUAUGAGUUUGUCAACAAUGGAAACUUGGAGCAAUGGCUCCACGGGGCGAUGCGGCAGCACGGCUCUCUGACUUGGGAAGCGAGGAUCAAGAUUCUUCUGGGCACCGCCAAGGCGUAAGUCAACUACUGAGUCCCAUCUUUUGGAAUUGCUAAAAAUGUCUGUCGGUCGAGGAUUCAUUUGGAAUUGUUUGGGUGUCUUGGUUCAGUCUUUCGUAUCUGCAUGAAGCUAUUGAGCCCAAGGUUGUGCACCGAGACAUCAAAUCCAGCAAUAUACUGAUAGAUGAUGAAUUCAACGCAAAGGUAUCUGAUUUUGGCCUCGCCAAGCUGCUGGGUGCCGGAAAAAGCCAUAUCACAACCCGAGUGAUGGGAACAUUUGGGUUGGUGCUCCUCACAUAUUCUUCCCUUUUCACCUUAUAAUUCCAUAGUUACAUCUGGCAUGAUUUCCCUUUCUUCUACUUGUAUUCAGGUAUGUGGCGCCCGAAUAUGCGAACACUGGUCUACUCAAUGAAAAGAGCGACGUCUACAGCUUUGGGGUUGUUCUGUUGGAAGCUAUUACGGGGAGGGACCCUGUUGACUACAGUCGCCCUGCAAAUGAGGUGUGGAACCUCAUCAUUUCCUAUUUUAAAUGGAGUUUUCUGCUGAAACUUUUGAAACGUUUGGAAGUUGAUGAGACUGAGUUCCGCAGUGCAUCAUUGCUGCACAGAUUCUACCCAUCUUUAAUGUUUUUUUACCGAGAUUGAUAGAUGUAUAGAUUUCAUAAAUUCAUCUGGUUGAAUCAUUUAUAGCAAGAUAAAUCAUCAUCUUAAAAAAAAAAUGAUAAAUAUUUUUUUAUUUCUUCUUUUUUGAAGGCUGUUCAUUUUAAACGGAUGAUUCGGAAUCUUUUUUUUUUUUACAUCUUGUUCAUGCAUGCACCUGGAGUAGGUUUAAUUUCUUCCAUAUCAAAGGCUCCUCUCAAUGAUCAACCUUCUUCUUUCUUGUUCUUCCAUCUAAAUGGAGUAAUCCAAAGGGUGUGCUUCACCUGUCUGAGGCUUUGCUAAUAUCCAUUUGGGUUUUUAUAGGCUCGAAUGUCUCUUUCCUUGAAAUUUAUGGGUUCGGCUGUAUUCAUCCUCAUUCUUCAUUUUUCUACGAUCAAACCAUUUUUCUCUAGGAUUUCUCUAUCAACAACAUCAAUAUUCUCUCUGAUAAAAAUAAGUAAAUGACUAAAUUUGAGCCAUAAAUAAAUUGUGGAGCUUUUAAUUUUACAUCCCAUUCUCCCAUGCAAAGUUUCUCUACAUAUUAUUAAGUCUAUUAUUGGAAUUAUUAUAUUUUCUCUCUCUACUUCCAGGUGAAUCUUGUAGAAUGGCUCAAAAUGAUGGUAGGGAGUAGGCGUUCAGAAGAAGUCAUAGACCAGAGCAUUGAGAGACCUCCGUCCUCUAGAGCUCUCAAACGGGCACUCCUGACCGCUUUGAAGUGCGUUGACCCGGAUUCGGAGAAGAGACCGAAAAUGGGCCAAGUUGCCAGGAUGCUGGAAUCUGACGACCCGAUUCCUCGUGAGGUUUGGAUUCUAAUUUUGGUUUCUCCUUGCUUAUUUUGAAUGUUCUUGUCAAGCUGCCUAUCAAGACUAUAUAAAAAAUGGAGUGAUUUAGGAUCUUUAAUUAUUUUUGGCCUAAAUUCACAUAAAUUCCAUCGUCCUGCGGAAAUCAUCAUUCAUUCAGAUGUAUCAUGUAAUAUUUCCUAAAAAUCACACUUUGAAAUCACCAUUUGUUCAUCAAUCUCAUCCCAUUAAUUUUCUGAGUCUUUUCCUCGAGUUGCAUGAUAUGGACUGGUCUAGGAUCUUUAAUUAUUUUUGGUCCAAAUUUAGAUAAAUUCCAUCUUUAAUUAUUUUUGUUCCAAAGUUGUAUCAUGUAAUAUAUCCUAAAAACUACGCUUUGACAUCACCAUUUUUUCCUCAAUCUCAUCCCCUUAUUUAUCCGAAUCUUUUCCUCAAGUUGCAUGAUAUAAACGCUACUCUCAUACACAGAUCAUCAUUUCAUUUAAUUGCUUACCAUUUAAUAUUUCCAAAGAAAGUAAACUUCGGCACUCGUCAUUUAAUGAUGUUAACAGUUCCUGCUCUACUUGAGACUGAUUUUGAUGUGGGUUCAAUGCCAUCUUUAAUGAUCUUCAGGAUCGCCGGCACCGGCGUCGUCGGGCCAGCAACACUGAGAUCGAGCUCCAGGCCGGGAACUCUGACACUGACAAGAGCGACAAUCCAGAUGCAAGGGAUCCCAGGGCCACGGCUAGUUGA
Spirodela intermedia is the source of this 3374-nucleotide messenger RNA. Lineage: Eukaryota; Viridiplantae; Streptophyta; Magnoliopsida; Alismatales; Araceae. The record is from the annotation of a GenBank genome assembly.